AUGGUUAAGGGGAAACUUUAUGGCCACAAGGACAACUUCAGGACGCAGAAGGUCCUGAUUGCGGCGAAGCUCGGGAAUGCCGACUUGCAGCUGGCCGGCGAGGUCCCGCCUGCUGAUAAGUUUCCACUUGGCGUGACGCCAGCAUUUGAAGGUGACGUCAACCUUUUUGGUGCUGAGUCAAUUGCCAUCCAUGUAGCUGGUUGUGAAAGUACAUGCGCCAAGAACUGCGCUGAAACCGUACAGUGGCUCCAAUGGGCCGAGGGAACUUUGCUUCCAACAGUUCUUGGAUACGUUCUUCCGUCAGUUUCGGCUGCGCAUCUUGACAAGAAGGUUGGUGAUCAUUCUUCACUGGUUGUUGACACUUACAAGGCGGAACUCUUUGCUCAACUAACACAUCUUGACGAAAUCCUUCUAUCGAAAACCUUCCUCGUCGGCGAGCGUCUUUCUUUGGCAGAUGUUUCUGUUGCUCUAGACCUGCUUCCUGCCUUCCAGCACGUUCUUGAUGCUGCGAUGCGUAAAAAGUUUGGAAAUGUCACGAGGUGGUUCCAAACUAUCAUGCAUCAGCCUGCCGUAAAGGAUGUGGUAAAGGACGUACAACUCUGCGACAAAGUAUCACAGUUUAACCAAGCAAAGUUCAACGAGAUCUCGUCUAAACACCAGCCACAUGCUAAACAUACUCCAAAGAAAGAGGGUUAG
Messenger RNA from Cooperia oncophora, 696 nucleotides. NCBI's taxonomy places the organism in Eukaryota, Metazoa, Nematoda, Chromadorea, Rhabditida, Trichostrongylidae. The record is from the annotation of a GenBank genome assembly.